Messenger RNA from Lachancea lanzarotensis, 1293 nucleotides. RefSeq names its product LALA0S07e07558g1_1 (gene MEC3). Gene Ontology annotation, cellular component: site of double-strand break; checkpoint clamp complex. The transcript has a single exon. The coding region runs from base 1 to 1293 and encodes 430 amino acids. Lineage: Eukaryota; Fungi; Ascomycota; Saccharomycetes; Saccharomycetales; Saccharomycetaceae. The record is from RefSeq and is a predicted model, not a curated record. Gene Ontology annotation, biological process: nucleotide-excision repair; mitotic DNA replication checkpoint signaling; mitotic intra-S DNA damage checkpoint signaling.
AUGAAGCUCAAGUUGAUCAUCAAUGGAUCCGAAACGCCAGAGGACUAUAAACUUCUGAGAUCCACGAUUUCAACGGUGGCCGCACUGCGAAAAACCGCCGUUCUACGAUUCAGCAGUGAACGUCUAGUGGUUGUGUCAACACCAAGCUCUUCUGUCUCUAACAGCUCAAUUCUGCAUGGUGAUAAUGGCCAGCUGUGGUGCACGAUUCCGAAAGAUGUGUUUGCAACGUAUGAGGUCGUUAGCGCUCGUGAUCUGAAUACAAUCGCCAUGGAAUGCAGCUGCGAUGCGCUACAGAAUAUCUUUAAAAAAUACGACCGUAGCAUAAGUCAGGGAAACGACAGUAAUUUGAUCAUCAAGCUGCAAAGCAUGCCUGAGUGGAAUGUGAACGUCACGUCGAAUCUCGAUAGCAAGUCUGCAUCCAAGGUCAAUCCGGUGUGUGCGCUCGGCGUCACUUUUGAGGAAAUCAUCAAUGUCAAUCCUGAUGCAAACGUUGUUGCACGUAUGGGCGGACCGGCUAUGAAUAAUACCACCAAAACCAUCUCACAUUCGUUCAAAGUACCGGCUAAAUUACUUUUUCGGGCUCAGGACGCUAAAAUCCAAGAACCUAUGAUCAAUUACACGCAAUUGAUGAUGUAUAGACUUCCAGGCCCUCAAGGGGAGUGGGGUUCAGGGUUUUCGACUUUCCUAAGACGUGUUGAGCGUUACUCAACCGUUCACAAUAUCAAGCUCAGUGGUAAGAAAGUAUGGCAGCUCCACGACAGUCGAGAUGCCAGUGAUCAUGAACUGAAAAUUAUAGUCGAUGAGCUCGAUUGGUACCUUGAAAUUUGCUGGAACGGGCCAUUAGAAGCCAUGGUACAACCUCAAACUGAAGCAGAAGCCACCACAAUACCGGAGGAACCUGAAGUUGAUAGUGACAAAGGCAACAGCGAGGUUCAAGUAGAAGAAAGUCACAAUCAAAGUCUUUUCAUCGAAGAAAGCGCUUCCGUUGAUACGGCAAAUACAACGCCAGCAACGACUGAGGAAUUGCACAAGGGUGACAGCAGGUCUGCACCCGUGGAUGACGAACAAAGAGUAGUUCACGAAGUGAUGGUUCGCAGCAAAGACUGGAAGGUGUGUUCGAAACUUUACGAAGCAUUUGAGGAAGUCGUACUUGCCAUCUCCCAUGAUGAGUCGUGUGUCUUCCAUUGCACGCUUCCUCGUGGUAGCGUCGAAGACGAAGACGGCGAAAGACCGCGCGAGCACGGUCAAGUUAUAUACUACAUGGCAAGGGUUAAAAGGGUUCAGGCAGCUUAA